Penicillium salamii is the source of this 1956-nucleotide messenger RNA. The record is from the annotation of a GenBank genome assembly. Lineage: Eukaryota; Fungi; Ascomycota; Eurotiomycetes; Eurotiales; Aspergillaceae.
AUGUCGAUCCACGCCAACGCCGAAUCCCCCUCCCGUUCUUUCAACAACAUCCCCUACCUCACACGAUCCGAUCUUCAAGCCGCCUGUACCGCAAUCCUCAAUCCACUCAAGCCCCUCUUCACAGAAGCCAACACACGCAUCAAAGUCGGAACAUCGACAACACGUUUCGAUGAAGGCGGUGCACAGAUAGAAGGCUAUGCAAGACCACUAUGGGGUCUUGCGUCGCUCUUAGCAGGCGGGUAUGAAUACGAUGCCGAAAACUGGCGCCAGGGACUCAUCAACGGGACGAACCCGUCGCACCGUGAGUUCUGGGGCGACAUUGAAGAUCUAGACCAGCGAAUGGUGGAGAUGUGUCCCAUUGGAUUUGCUUUGGCAGUUGCACCGGAGGUGUUUUGGGAUCCGUUGAGUGAGAAGGAGAGAGGCGAUGUCAGUGCUUGGCUGGGGAGUAUCAAUGAAAGAGAAAUGCCGAAUACCAAUUGGUACGUUCUGCUCUUGCUAGGUUUGAGUCAGAAAGGGCCUUAUGCUAACACAUACAGGCUGUGGUUCCGCGUCUUUGCCAACUUGGGGCUUAGAAAGAAUGGAGCGUCAUACUCGCUGGCUCGUAUUGAGGCUGAUAUGGAUCAUCUCGAUACGUUCCAUGUUGGAGGCGGUUGGAGCAACGAUGGACCGAAGAGGCAUCAUCAGAUGGAUUAUUACUCCGGUUCGUUCGCUAUUCAGUUCUUACAACUUUUGUACUCGAAGCUCGCGGGGGAUUUCGACCCAGAGCGAGCUGAGCGAUACCGCCAGCGUGCGAGGGAGUUUGCGCUGGAUUUCGUACACUAUUUUGACCCUGAUGGCAGCGCGAUCCCGUUCGGUCGCUCCAUGACCUAUCGCUUCGCCAUGGUUGGAUUCUGGGGAGCCCUCGGGUUCGCGGAUGUCGAAUGCCCAGGACCGUUAACCUGGGGUGUUGUGAGAGGGAUCCUCAUGCGUCAUUUCCGGUGGUGGUCUACAAAGAAGGAUAUCUUCAACAAUGAUGGUACCCUCAGUCUCGGGUACACCUACGCCAACAUGUAUCUGACAGAGAACUAUAACUCGCCGGGGUCACCUUACUGGUGUUGUCUCGCGUUUAUACCACUCGCGCUACCAGAAACGCAUCCAUUCUGGACCGCACAAGAAGAACCGUAUCCAUCUCUACCCGAGGUGGUUGCAUUGCAAUAUCCCAAGCAUAUUGCCAUCCGGAGAGGUGGACACUCGUUCAUCCUUUCGUCUGGUCAAGCAUGCCACUAUCCACUUAAAGCAACACAGGCUAAGUAUGGAAAAUUCGCCUACAGUUCUGCGUUUGGAUAUUCCGUUCCCACGGGUGGGUAUCAAUUGGAGCAGCAUGCCCCUGAUAGCAUGCUUGCUCUGUCAGAGGACGGAGAGAUCUGGCAGACCAGAAGGCUGGCUCUUGACGCACGCAUUGAGCAACGAGAUGGCCAGCCUGUUCUCUUUUCAGGCUGGAAACCAUGGCCAGAUGUUGAUGUCGAGACAAUCCUCAUUCCACCGACGGAAGAACAUGAAAAUUGGCAUUUACGUGCACACCGCGUUCGCACAGACCGUGACUUGCAGACCUCGGAAGGGGCAUUCGCUAUCUAUGGAUGUCGCAGUGAUAAUGGACGUAUCUUAGGGCCUAUGGUCGAUGGUGAAGGGACCGUGCAUGAUAAUCGAAGUGGACUGGUGGUGUCGUCGGCUGGUGCUGUGGGCAUUGUUGAACUUCACUCUACACUCGAACGUGUAGGAAGCAUUGUCCUGGCUGAUCCUAACUCGAACAUCAUCCAUGGCCGCACGCUUUUGCCGUCACUUUCGGUGGAAUUGAAGGCUGGUGAGGAUUGCUGGUUUGUGUCGGCUAUUUUUGCCAUGCCAGGACAGAAGGAUUGGAAAGCAUGGGAGAAGAGACCUACUCUUCCCCAAUGGCUGAGUGAGAUGAUUUCACCAUAG